Molecule: messenger RNA, 1212 nt
Organism: Gracilinanus agilis (Agile Gracile Mouse Opossum)
Lineage: Eukaryota; Metazoa; Chordata; Mammalia; Didelphimorphia; Didelphidae
Product: carbonyl reductase [NADPH] 1-like
Exons: 3
Coding region: 119-952 (277 amino acids)
Molecular function (GO): carbonyl reductase (NADPH) activity
Source: RefSeq, a predicted model, not a curated record
AACUUCCAGCUCAGCUUGUUGCACACUUUCUCUGGCAGCACCACCCCGCAGCAUCCUCAGACCAGUUCCCUCCCCGGGUCAGUGCCUCCAAGCUCCUUCCCUCUCCCGCAGCUAAGUCAUGUCUUCCAGCAGCCGAGUAGCCGUGGUGACGGGGAGCAACAAGGGCAUCGGCUUCGCCAUCGUGCGCGAUCUGUGCAAGAAAUUCUCGGGCGAUGUGAUUCUCACGUCCCGGGACCCGACCCGGGGCCAGGAGGCUGUGAAGAAGCUGCAGGAGGAGGGACUGAAGCCGAUUUUCCACCAACUGGACGUCGAUGACCCACAGAGCAUUCGGACGCUGCGGGAUUUUCUCCAGGAGCGCUACGGGGGUGUGGAUGUGCUGGUCAACAAUGCGGGAAUGGCCUUCAAAGCUGCUGAUACCACACCUUUUCCUAUUCAAGCUGAAGUGACCAUGAAAACCAACUUUUUUGGCACCAAAGCUGUUUCUGCAGAAUUACUGCCUUUAGUAAAACCUCAAGGCAGAGUGGUGAAUAUCUCUAGCAUGAUGAGCUUACGUUCCCUUAAAGACUGCAGCCCAGAACUACAGCAGAAGUUUCGCAGUGACACCAUCACAGAGGAAGAGCUGGUGGGGCUCAUGACAAAGUUUGUGGAAGAUACAAAGAAAGGAGUGCAUCAGAAGGAAGGUUGGCCCAACAGUGCUUAUGGAGUGACCAAGAUUGGAGUCACUGUGUUGUCCAGAAUCCAUGCCAGGCAGCUGAAUGAGCAAAGGAAAGGUGAUAAGAUUCUUCUGAAUGCCUGCUGCCCAGGAUGGGUGAGAACUGACAUGGCGGGCCCCAAGGCUACCAAGAGUCCAGAAGAAGGAGCUGAAACCCCAGUUUAUUUGGCUCUUUUACCCCCAAAUGCUACGGAACCUCAUGGCCAGUUUGUCAUGGAGAAAAAGGUUGAAAAAUGGUAAACUUCAUUUGUGAAUCCAUUCUAGUAAUAUUAGAAUGUUAAGUAUCUUAGAGUUGAUUUAAAAGCGUAUUUAGAAAGAAAUAAAAAUAAUAAUACGUUUUUAUUGUCGCAGCCAAUUCCUAAAAGGUGUUCCCUUUGGGUUGCCUACUGAUUACGUGAAAGAUUUUGUAAUGACUAAAUAUCUGUAAUGUGGUUGGGAAAAACAUGAAAAAUUCAGAUUUUUAAAAUGGAAUAAAAUGUUUUCAAAAAACUUGAAAGAAA